Messenger RNA from Sphaeroforma arctica JP610, 431 nucleotides. RefSeq lists its product as hypothetical. Bases 33 to 431 code for a protein of 132 amino acids. The record is from RefSeq and is a predicted model, not a curated record. The transcript has a single exon. NCBI's taxonomy places the organism in Eukaryota, Ichthyosporea, Ichthyophonida.
UGCCUUUACUACCUUAGAUACCCAGGCGGAAUAUGGAUCAGAAUGAGGGAUCGCGUGAUGAGGCCGCUGCUCUUCCAACAACUGGAUUUUCGCAAGGGAGUGGCGUUAAUUCAGCACUGGAGAUAUCAGCUGUAAAUACCCCGCCUCACGAUAAUAUAAAACCUAAGGGGUCGUGUAGUAAUUCAAAGGAAGGCUUUUUGCAUAAAGAAUCAUUGCAUCACGCUAGAAGUACCACGGGACAGCUGCUGCAGCGGUUAUCUGGUACAGCGUCUUCUCGCGACUCCACUUCGUCUGGUGGGGGGAAGGGGUUCAUAGACCUAAACGAACAAGUUCCUUAUUGGGAAGACUCGCGCUUCAUCGUGCUUCGCAUGAUCAGACUGAUGCUGGUGGAAUGUUGGACCGGAAAGAAACAAAAGGGCAAUCUAAACUGA